Nerophis lumbriciformis (worm pipefish) is the source of this 1258-nucleotide messenger RNA. RefSeq names its product crystallin, beta A1, like 1 (gene cryba1l1). Gene Ontology annotation, biological process: visual perception; lens development in camera-type eye. Gene Ontology annotation, molecular function: structural constituent of eye lens. The record is from RefSeq and is a predicted model, not a curated record. Lineage: Eukaryota; Metazoa; Chordata; Actinopteri; Syngnathiformes; Syngnathidae.
UCAGCCCCUCACCCUCGCCCCUUCCCCGUGACCUGCCUGCCACGUAUAAAACUGCGGCGCCAGCUCCUCUCAAAACUCUACGCGAGGCAGGCGGUACGUAGGUGCGUUACGCUCCCGAGCUCUUCCCCCCAAAAAAAGCAGGAGUUAAGAUGUUCAGAACUACAAGGUCCCCAAUGAUGCAACCCCUGGUCAACUCAGGAAUGGGCAUGGCACCCUUCUUCAAGGUGACCGUGUUCGAGCAGGAGCAUUUUCAGGGCAAGUGCUUGGAGUUCACCUCCGAGUGCGUCAACAUCCAAGAUUGUGGUUUGGAUAACAUCCGAUCCAUCAGGGUGGAGAGCGGCGCCUGGGUUGGUUUCGAGCACCACGACUUCCAAGGCCAGCAGUUCAUCCUGGAGAGAGGAGAGUACCCCCACUGGGACUCCUACAGCGGCUCCAUCUCCUACCAUGUGGAGCGUCUCAUGUCGCUGCGCCCAAUCUACUGCGCUUCUCACCAGAGCAGCCGCAUGAUCAUCUUCGAGAAGGAGAACUUCAUGGGCCGCAGCGUGGAGGUCUGUGAUGACUACCCCUCUCUGCAGGCCAUGGGCUGGUUGGCGCCUGAGGUGGGCUCCAUGCACGUGCAGUGUGGCGCCUUUGUGUGCUACCAGUUCCCGGGCUACAGGGGCCAGCAGUACAUCAUGGAGUGUGAGAGACACAGUGGCGACUACCAGCACUGCAAAAACUGGGGCUCCCACUGCCAGACACCCCAGAUUCAGUCCAUCAGGCGCAUCCAGCACUGAGAGGGGGACACACACCAAGGCUGGAACAACAGCUUCUGUGCCCCCCUCCUCCCCACCUCCUCAUCCAUUACCAUGGUCUACAUCUCCAGGCCACUCCACACCUCUUUGUGUGAUAAGAGACAAUAUGGCACUGUUAAAGCACUGGAACGACACACACACACACACACACACACACACACACACACACACACACACACACACACACACACACACACACACACACACACACACACACACACACACACACACACACACACACACACACACACACACACACACACACACACACACACACACACACACACACACAGAUAGCGAUGACACCCAGGAAAGGUGUCUUUUUAUUUGGUUUGAGGGUCAGAUCCACGAACACACGCCUGAGUGGGAGGUGAAGGCCGCUUACGGGUACACCCUCUAAGGUCAAGUGCAGCUCAGGUGUGCUCUUUUUGUGCAGCAAAUAAACUCAUUUUCACCUCAAAAAA